GCCGAUCUCUUUCUUCGAUCUCAUUAAAUUCGUUUCUCAAUUGCUUGGUUCGUCCUUAUGUCCAGAUGGGACAUCGGCCGCCACCGGUCGCCACUGGUCUUUGCCCCUACUUUUCUAUUUGGAUCUAAAUGUUAUGGACGGGUUCUUCCCACGUUGGUCAACUUAAGCAAGCGUGGAGUGUAGUUGCAUUUGAGUGCAAACUGUGCAACAUAGAAGAGGAGUCUCCCGAUCAUGUUUUUCAAUUAUGUCCUCAAGCUCGGGCUGUCUGGAAGCUAGCUGUGAUUAUUUCAGCCCUUCUGCAGACAGUUUGGAAGGUUGGGUGCACGCAGUCCUGGGGAAUGCAGUGGACGAGAGAUGGGGCAGGUUUAUAGUCAUCAUUUGGAGCCUAUGGAAGCAGAGAAAUCUGGCAGAGUGGAAGGAAGAAUUUCAGGGGGCUGCAGUAGUGUCAUGGGCUGCAGACAGCAUGCUGAAAAGCUGGGAGGAUGCACAAAAAUUGAAAGUGACAGCUAGACAAGUUCCGGCAAGUGCAAACACGACUUGGCAGAAACCGCAACAGGGUCAUAUCAAAAUUAAUAUUGAUACAGCUGUUAACGAGAUGGGGAGAACUAGAGUAUGGGAAUGGGUUACUCGCAAUGGCCGGGGGACUUUCAUAAAGGCUGUUAAUUAGUCUAAAAAGGUGGGUUGGUCCGCGGUCGAAACUGAGACCGUGGGAAUCAAGGAAGCUAUUUAUAGAGUAUAAACU
This is a messenger RNA of Cuscuta epithymum, 742 nucleotides long. The record is from the annotation of a GenBank genome assembly. Lineage: Eukaryota; Viridiplantae; Streptophyta; Magnoliopsida; Solanales; Convolvulaceae.